This is a messenger RNA of Medicago truncatula (barrel medic), 1823 nucleotides long. Its product is annotated as beta-glucosidase 12. The coding region runs from base 91 to 1704 and encodes 537 amino acids. Gene Ontology annotation, molecular function: beta-glucosidase activity. The record is from RefSeq and is a predicted model, not a curated record. Gene Ontology annotation, biological process: carbohydrate metabolic process. NCBI's taxonomy places the organism in Eukaryota, Viridiplantae, Streptophyta, Magnoliopsida, Fabales, Fabaceae. The transcript is spliced from 14 exons.
UAUAUAUAUAUAUAGCAAUAUAUGUAUUUACUGAAGAAAUCUCAAACAAUACAGUUGUCAUUUUUCUAUCAACUUCCAAAGUUUUCUUAGAUGGAGAAAAUGGAGAUUCUGUCAUCUUUGAGAAUUACUAAAACUGUUCUUGCAAUCUUGUCACUUGUUUUGCUUUCCAACAUUCGGGUCCAGGCACAAGGUAUACUUCUACUUCCCUCGCAGAAACCAUCUCAACGUGAGACAAGAGUAAUACAGAUUGGAGAAGGAGCUACCACUAAUGCACAUGACUCUAUGUUGAAAUUUGUAAAUUCAUCAAGCUUUCCGAAUCGGGAAACAUUUCCACGUGGCUUUUUGUUUGGUGCUGGAACAUCAGCUCCUCAGAUUGAAGGUGGAUCGCAUGAAGGAGGAAGAGGACUUGGUAUAUUUGACGAAAUAUAUUCUGGUGCUGAUAAAUUUGAUACAAAGAUUGAGCAUUACACGAGAUAUAAGAAGGAUGUGCAAAAAUUGAAGAUUCUUGGUGUAAAUUCUUACAGAUUCUCCAUAUCUUGGAAUAGAGUAAUACCAGAUGGAACCUUAAAAGGAGGUAUAAACAAAGAAGGUAUCAACUUCUACAACAAUUUGAUCAACGAGUUACUCAACAAUGGUAUUGAACCUUUUGUGACUAUAUUGCACCUUGACUAUCCAUUAGCUCUUCAAAAAAAGUUUGGUGGCUUCUCAAAUCACUCUAAUGUGAAACAUUUCAAGGAUUACAGUGAACUCCUAUUCAAAACAUAUGGUGAUCGUGUAAAACAUUGGACUACAUUUAACGAGCCAGAAGUUCAAGCAGUGUUUGAAGCCGUGUACAAUGUUGGUAAAUUGUCUACGGACCCAUGUCCAACUACUAAGAUAUGUACGGAAGUAUAUACUAAACUUCAUAACUUCCUCAUCGCCCAUGCUAUGGCUUCAAAGUUAUACAAGUCCAAAUUCCAAGCAAUUCAAGAGGGAGAAAUCGGACUUGUUAUUUCAUCAGAAUCAUAUUUUCCUUACAGUUCCAAACUAGAGGAUGUGGAUGCUGCUCAAAGAUUAACAGAUUUUACAUGGGGAUGGGUUUUAGAGCCAUUGUUCCAUGGGGAUUAUCCACAAAUAAUGAGAAAGCUAGUGGGAAAAAGACUACCCAAAUUCACUAAAAAUGAGAAAGAAAUGUUGAAAGGAAGCAUAGACUUUAUUGGAAUUAAUUAUUAUACUUCUCACUUUGUUAGACAUGAACCAAAUAGAACCAAGGUUACUGGUGGAUAUUUCGACGCCUUAGCUAAUACAGAAGAUAUUAAUGCAGAAGGAAAAACUCUUGGAUACUUGGAUCAAUAUGGUGGUAGAUAUGUCUAUCCCGAAGGAUUAUAUAAUUUCUUACUCUACAUUAAAAAAAAGUACAAAAAUCCCAAAAUCUACAUUACUGAAAAUGGAAUUCCUUCGAUCAAAAUCCCAAAUCCUUUGAAAGACAAACAUCGAAUUGCUUUCAUUACUGCACAUAUAAACGCUACCAAAACAGCAAUUGAUGAUGGUGUAAAUGUUCGUGGAUACUUUGCAUGGGCAGCAUUUGAUACAUUUGAUUUUAAGGAUGGAUAUUCUCAUAAUAUGGGGCUUUAUCAUGUCGAUUUUAAUGAUUGUCUCAAACGUAUACCGACAGACACAGCUAAAUGGUACAAAAAGUAUUUGACCCGUGAUUUGAAAGAAUAAAUGUUAUUUUUGUAAUUGGCCUCAUCUUGGAGAAGAGGGAGCAAUUUCCAGUUUAUGUAUGAUUAUUUAUAUUGUAUUGCUUGUGUUUUGUUAUAAAUAAAACGUAGUAUUCAUCCCAA